Molecule: messenger RNA, 1017 nt
Organism: Diatraea saccharalis (sugarcane borer)
Lineage: Eukaryota; Metazoa; Arthropoda; Insecta; Lepidoptera; Crambidae
Source: the annotation of a GenBank genome assembly
UGUGGUUGUGUUGUGAUUUGUUGGUGAUGUGAUAAAAGUUGCUGUUGCUGAUUAUCGCUUGUCAAACAAAAGUAAAUACGAAAAAAUGGAAAAAGAAGGAAUCGUCAGCUCAAGGUCAGAUAGAGAUCUCAAAAAGAAAGUUAUCUCACCGGGCGACUUUACGUUAGUACCAUACGAAGAUUCUCGCUGUAAAAUUGUUUUGUCAAAUGUGACGUGCAAUAGCCCAGUCGGCAAAUCUGAAAUAGAAACAGAAAGUAGAAUAUUUAGUAAAGACUUCGAUGGAAAUGUGCUAAUAGGAGACACUGACUACUAUAUUGAUAAAGAUUUUGAGUUGAUUUUACAGCAAAUGUGCUGCGGUGAGAUCUGUGAAGCUAGUUUGCUGUAUAGAGAUCAUGACGGAGCUCUGAUGAAAGAGAUCACAUGUAGAAUUGAGUUGAAAGAAGUUACUGAAGAGCAACUGGUCAGUGACUGGAGUUGGGAAAGACUGUUUGAAUCUGCAACACACCACAAAGAAUGCGGUGUACUAUUGGUAAAACAAAAAAGACUCACCGAUGCCUUUAGGAGAUUUAGCAAAGCUCUUAAAUUCUUAAUAGCAAUUGAACCUAUAGACCCUGAAGUCCUUAAGGAAGAAAACAUAAAGGAUAUUAUUGAUUUGAAGGUUAAAUUAUACAAUAAUCUAGCUCAUCUACAGCUGCAGUACAAUGAAUAUGAGCCAGCCCUAGAGUUAUGUAACCGUGCUCUACAGUAUGAUCCAGAAAACCCUAAAGCAUUGUACAGACGAUGUACUGCUCAUAUAGGAUUGCAGCUCUAUGAGGAAGCCUGGACAGAUAUACAACAUGCUCUCAAGCUAGACCCAUCAGAUAAAGCAGCUUUAAAUAAGGCCAACUCACUGAGACCCAUCAUAGAGAAAAUUAACAAAAAUUACUCUGAUGUUAUAAAAAAGAUGUUUGGUUGAAUUACAUAUUUGAGUAGCGAUUUAAGUCAUUAAACUGUAAGAAAUACAUCAUCAAAAUUCCA